CAUCACCGCCUGCAUUUUCUGAUUGUUGUACUCGUGAUAUCGACAUACUUCGAGUAAUCCCAGUUGCCUCUAGUUAUUAUCAAGUACGAAAAAGAUGCUAAAGUAUUAUUUGAAGUUAAUUUUAUAAUUAUAGUGAAUUCACAGUCUUUAACACAAUUCAACGUUGCAGUUGCGAUUGAAAUGAGAGGUUAGAGGCUUUAUAUUAGAUAUAUUCUAGGUUAGGAUAGGCAAACGCGUGUUUAUGGCAGCUGAUAAAUAUAUAUACAGCUGGACCUGACAUAUAUAGUCUAUGAAAAAAAAUAUCCAAUGAUGAAUCCGUUGACAAAUCGCUUAGUAAAUACUUCGAAAUUCAUGUGCAAAAGUAAUUGGAGACGUGUCCACACGUCCAGAAAGCUAGCGGUCUUUUAUGAGCCGGACAGAAAGUCGGGCUUUCCAAAUAUAUCAGAUUAUAAGGAGGAAAAGUUGAAUCCUUUUCAAAGAAUAUAUAGAGGUUACUUCCAAUUCAUUGAGGAAUGUGGAAAGUUGAAGGAAGAAAUUAAGAAUUCUCUCCAAUUGGAUCCACCGAUCGUGAAAUUUCCUGGUGAAGUGGAUGUUCAGUGGAAAUUCAAUGGGGAUCCAAAGAUCCUAGAUAAAUGGGUUGUAACAUGUGACAGUGACUACAAUCAUGGAUAUUCAAAAGCGACGGUAUCAUUAUCGCCAACUGGAGCUGGAGUAUUCUCCGGAAUAAUAGACACACGUGUCCCUCAAGAUGGUAAACUGCAGCGUGCUGGUUUUUGUAACCUUAGAUCGGUCAUACAACGCGGUCCUUUCAAAAUUGAAAAGCCAUAUCAGUGGUUCAGUUACACUCACCUGAUAUUGCGAGUUCGCGGGGAUGGACACUCAUACAUGAUUAAUUUACAUUUAAAAAAUGACUUCGAUGUUACGUGGGCAGAUCUUCACAGUUUUCCACUCUAUACCAGAGGAGGGCCAUACUGGCAGUACGUUAAAAUACCAUUUUCCAAAUUUUACCUAGGAAACAGAGGGAAAAUUCAAGAUUCCCAAUUACCUCUACGACUUUGGGAAGUGAUGUCCAUAAGUUUUACUGCUGCCGGCAUUUCAGGACCUUUCAAACUCGAAAUUGAUUAUAUUGGAGUUGAAAAUGACCCCAAGCAUUAUGAACAAUUUGCCUAUGAAAUGUAUAAACCACCGCACCCCUAUUACAUUUAAAGUUCCCUUUAUCGUUAUGUUUAUAGUUCAGUUAAAUAAACAAAUUAGUUUGAAUACUUUAAAAUAUUCGCAGGUUCAUUCAAUUUAAUAUUAAAAAGUUACUGUAACUUAUUGCUCAGUAGCAUUGACUUGGGACUUUCAAACAUCAAACGUCAAGAUAUAUGUCAUUCAACAAAUUCUCAUUUCUCUCCAUCCCUUUCACAAUUACAUUUUCCUUCAUGCCAUUGUUGUGAUCAUGCAAAUACAAAUAAUUCAUUCAACUGUUCAAAUUUUUAUAGUAUUUUAAUCAUCAUAAAAGUAAACAACAAUAAAAUUUAUCCAUAUGUACCGUCACGAUGGUGGAUUUUCCGAGUGUUUUUUCUUUGAAAGAUAUUUAUAAGUAUUUUUCGACAUCAAAUAACUAAUACCACCAGCCACUGUAGUGAUGGCUGUUAGAUAACAGAGACCCUGGAGGAGUGGAUGGUCAACGAAGUGAAAAACUGGAGCUGCAAGAGUACUGGCAACUAAUGACAGUUGAACUGCUGUAUUUAAUUUACUAGUCAAUGUGGGAGCUAGCUGAACUGUUGCAUACGUCGGAUCAAAAUACCUCGUUAAUGUUUUCUGUAGCAGAAUUAAAAUAGUAGUAAUAAUAUUGUGAAUAUUGUACAGCAGUGAUGAGAAUAAAUUAUGGAGUUUCCAACAA
Messenger RNA from Diachasma alloeum, 1888 nucleotides. RefSeq names its product complex I intermediate-associated protein 30, mitochondrial (gene CIA30). The transcript has 2 exons. The record is from RefSeq and is a predicted model, not a curated record. The coding region runs from base 307 to 1206 and encodes 299 amino acids. Gene Ontology annotation, cellular component: mitochondrion. NCBI's taxonomy places the organism in Eukaryota, Metazoa, Arthropoda, Insecta, Hymenoptera, Braconidae. Gene Ontology annotation, biological process: mitochondrial electron transport, NADH to ubiquinone; mitochondrial respiratory chain complex I assembly.